Elaeis guineensis (African oil palm) is the source of this 589-nucleotide messenger RNA. Lineage: Eukaryota; Viridiplantae; Streptophyta; Magnoliopsida; Arecales; Arecaceae. The record is from RefSeq and is a predicted model, not a curated record.
CUUCGCACUCUUGCUGGUCCAACCAAACCCAAAAACGAAGCAAUUGUGUGCGGAAGGAAGGAAAAGGCCCAGGGAGAAAAGAGGGCAAGAAACCGUGAUGAUGCCGACGAUGUUGCUUAACUUUGUCUACCCACCCCCUCCGUCCCUUUUCCUCGCGGCCACGUCCGUCAUCAGCUUCACCGCCCUCUCAUUCUCGGGCAUCUCCGAGGUCAGCGACAAGCAUCUCCAGUACUCCAAGUUCUGGAACGCCAACCCUCCCCCGCGCGCCAACCCCAUCCGCCUCUCCGGCCGGACCGGAAUGCUCCUGCUGUACGCGCCUGCGCUCGCGGCGGCCGUCGCCUCCUUCGCCGUGCCGGGCGUCGUCACCACCACGAGGUCCCAGUUACUCAGCUUGGCUCUUAGCCUUCACUUCUUCAAGAGAGUUUUCGAGGUAUAUAAAUCAAAUCAUUUUAUAUUCGAUUCAAUUGUUUUUUUUUUUGCGGUUUGCUAUGGCUUCUUCUUAGAUUCUGGUGCUGGAGAUUUUAUUUUUAAUUUUGGUUCCUUUGAUUCUGAUGGAAGCCGAUGGUUUCUGUAGAAUAUGUUGAUUUAG